GUUAUGUUUUGUCAGCUGAUACCGCUCCUCCUUCCACUCCAGCUAACAGGCUGAAAAGCUAACAGACUCAGCGGCUGCCGAACUAGGACCAUGGAUGUGAACCGGUUCGUGGCGGGACAACGACGCUGAGUCACCAGGCCCGCGCCGGCCACCCCCUCUCCUGUCCCGCUACCAGUGUAGUUUGUUCUCCUGGUCCGCAGUCAGCCGGUUACCUGCCUGACUUUUGCCCUCCUCACCGGCUGUGACUCCUGCUAUCCUGUUAGCAUCAGAGCUAAUUAGUUUGUAUAAAGCAGCGGCGCGGACGGAGGCUAGCUAACCGGACCGGACCGCAGCGGGAUGUGCCAUGGCGUCGGUUCGGGUGGCUGUGCGGGUCAGGCCCAUGAACAGGCGGGAGAAGGACCUGACUGCCAAAUGCAUCAUCAGGAUGGAAGGAAGCAAGACCUCCAUCACCAACCUGAAGAUUCCUGAUGGCGUCACAGGAGAUUCGAUGAGGGAACGAACCAAAACCUUCAUGUAUGACUUCUCCUACGACUCGGCGGACUGCAAGAGCUCUACCUUCGUCUCACAGGAAAAGGUUUUCAGAGAUCUGGGCUCUGAUGUGCUGAAGGCAGCUUUCGAAGGCUACAACGCCUGCGUCUUCGCCUACGGUCAGACCGGUUCCGGGAAGUCCCACACCAUGAUGGGAACUCCGGGGGAUGCAGGUCUGAUUCCGAGGAUCUGCGAGGGUUUGUUCAGUCGCAUCUCUGAGGCCAUGAGACGGGACGAAGCUUCAUUUCGAACAGAAGUCAGCUACCUGGAGAUCUACAACGAGAGAGUGAGAGACCUGCUGAGGAGGAAGUCCACCCAGACCUACAACCUGAGAGUCCGGGAGCACCCAAAGGAUGGACCCUACGUAGAAGAUCUGUCCAAACACCUGGUCCAGAACUACAGCGACGUGGAGGAGCUGAUGGAGGCGGGGAACAUCAACCGCACCACCGCCAGCACCGGCAUGAAUGAUGUCAGCAGCCGCUCGCACGCCAUCUUCACCAUCAACUUCACGCAGGCCAAGUUUGACGCAGAGAUGCCGAGCGAGACGGUCAGUAAGAUCCACCUGGUGGACCUGGCGGGCAGCGAGCGCGCGGACGCCACCGGCGCCACAGGCGUCCGGCUGAAAGAGGGAGGAAACAUCAACAAGUCUCUGGUCACGCUGGGAAACGUCAUCUCUGCUCUGGCCGACAUGACGCAGGAUGGCGUGAACACCAACCUGAAGAAGAAGUCCGUGUUUGUUCCCUACAGAGACUCGGUGCUGACCUGGCUGCUGAAGGACAGCCUGGGCGGGAACUCCAAGACCAUCAUGAUUGCCACCAUCUCCCCCGCGGAUGUGAACUACGGCGAGACGCUCAGCACGCUGCGCUACGCCAACCGAGCCAAGAACAUCAUCAACAAACCGACCAUCAACGAGGACGGCAACGUGCGGCUGAUCCGAGAGCUGCGGGCCGAGAUCGCUCGGUUGAAAGCGCUGCUGGUUCAGGGCAACCAGAUCGCUCUGUUGGACUCGCCCACCGCUCUGAGUAUGGAGGAGAAGCUGCACCAGAACGAAGCCAGAGUUCUGGAGCUGACUAAGGAGUGGACCAACAAAUGGAACGAGACCCAGAACAUCCUGAAGGAGGAGACUCUGGCUCUGAGGAAGGAGGGCAUCGGUGUGGUGCUGGACUCGGAGCUUCCUCACCUCAUCGGCAUCGACGACGACCUCCUCAGCACCGGCAUCAUCCUGUACCACCUGAAGGAGGGACGGACGUUUGUGGGCCGAGAGGACGCGUCCACGGAGCAGGACAUCAUUCUUCAUGGUCUGGACCUGGAGAGCGAACACUGCAUGUUUGAGAACCAGAACGGGACGGUGACUCUGGUGCCGCUCGGCGGAGCUCAGUGUUCGGUUAACGGGGCUCAGGUGACCGAGCCAUCGCAGCUCAACCAAGGUGCUGUGAUUCUGCUCGGCAGGACCAACAUGUUUCGCUUCAACCAUCCGAAGGAGGCGGCCAGGCUGAGGGAGAAACGGAAGAGCGGCCUGCUCCCCACGCUCAGCCUGUCCAUGACGGAUCUGUCCAGGUCCUGUGAGAACCUGUCCACGGUGAUGCUCUACAACCCGGGUCUCUUCACUGAGAAGGGCCCCGUCUUCCUCAGGUUGGAGUUUGAGAGGCAGCAGCGAGAAGAGCUGGAGAAGCUGGAGAUGAAGAGGAGGCUGAUCAACGAGAUGGAGGCGAAGCAGCAGAGCGAAAAGGCAGAGCUGGAGCGCCUUCAGCAGGAGGUGGAGAGUCAGCGCAAGGAGUCAGAGGAGGUUCAGCAGCGUAUCCUCCGCCAGGAGGAGAGCCUCCGCCACCGCAGCCAGGACAUCGAGAGCCGCCUGCGAGACUUCUUGGCUGAGAAGGAGCGCUUUGAGGAGGAGAGGCGCUCCGAGGUCCAGGGGCUGGAUUUCCAACGCAGAAGGUGUCAGAAGCGGCAGCAGGAGGAGGAGCAGGAUGAGGAGAGGCGACAGCAGCAGGAGGCCGUGGAACAGAAUGAGAUCUACCGAGAGCUGGAGAAGCUGAAGAGGGAGCGCGAGGAGCAGACGGUUCGCCUAGAGACGGAGCGGCGGCGGCUGGAGGAGCAGGAGCGUGAGGAGCUGAGCCGGGUCGGGAGGCUGGAGGAGGAGCUGUGGGAGAGACGUGAGACGGCUGCAGCCCUGCUGGUCCGGGAGGAUGCCCGCCGCCUGGAGGAGGAGCGCCGAGCGCUAGCCGACAUCAGAGAGGCGCUCCUUCGAGCCAAAGAGGCCGCAGAGCGCACAGAUGUGGAGGAGGCUGGCAAGGAGGCGCGAUCAGUCCAGGGUCGGUACGCCGACUUCAAAGUGGCUCAGGUGAAGGAGCUGGGCCAGCAGGAGGAAGGGCUCCGACAGCAGCAGGAGCGGCUGAAGGAGGAGGUCAUGGAUGAGUAUAGCACGCUGAAGGGCCUCGCAAACCGGCCGAAGGGAGACGCCACGGAGGAGCAGCUAGUCAGACAGGCGGAGCACCGGCUGAGGUUUAAGGAGGGACUCCUCGCUGAGCUGGCCGGCAGCAUCUUCCCCACGCUGGCGGAGGAGAAGCUGAGAGCCGAGGAGGCGCUGGAGCGCGGCGACGGGAGCUGUGACAGUCCACCGGGUCUGGACAACACGCUGUACCAGGUGGAGAAGGAGCUGGAGGAGAAGCAGGAGAAGCUGAACCUCCUGCUGAGCAGUGCCCAGCAGCUGCAGCAGCUCCAGGAGACCUGCGAGUUCACGGCCAACGUGGCACGGCAGGAGGAGAAGGUGAGGAGGAAGGAGAAGGAGAUCCUGGAGAGCCAGGAGAAGCAGCAGAGGGAGGCCAUGGAGCAGGCGGUGGCUCGGCUGGAGAGGAGGCACUCUGCGCUGAGGAGCAGCGUCUCUCUGGAGACUGACUUAGAGGAGCAGGGAUACAAGACCUCCACGAGGACGGGAGCAGACCUGGACCAGCAGAGAGUCGAGCUUGAGAUCCAGAAGCUUCGGCAGAGGAUCAGCGUGGGAGAAGAAACCAGAACGCACGAGGAGAAGUCGGGUCACAGCGGCUCUCCGGUCAGCCACAUCCAGAGCCUGAACACGCUGCUGCCGCUGUCGGAGGACAGGAUCAAUGCGUACAUCGAAGAGGAGGUCCAGCGGCGGCUGAGGAAGAUGAAUCUUCUGAACGGCAGCAGCAACAUGGACCUGUCUCUGUCCUCGGAGUCUCUCAGAGAGGAGGACGAGGUUAGCGACUGUAGCUCUGUUAGAUUAACAGACGAGGAUGAUGAAAAGCUGCAAAAUAUAAAUCCAAGGAGACUUAAAUAUGAGAGAACCAGCUUCAGCUUCCUGCCCUCCCCAAGGCCUGGGACAAGCUGUCCUUCUAAUGUCCAGGAGAAUGCGUCGGCAGAACCAGAGCACGACCUUGUAAACCCUCACGGAGAACUAGAAUCCACAGCUGAAGCCAUGACUGAAAACCACAGCAACAAAUGGUGGCAAGGAAAAGCCAACAUUCCUGUUGAAAAACAGGUCCAAGCUCAGAGUGGACUUGACCGUUGUAGCGUUGGACAAGACAGGAUUCACAUGUCCUCAGCCAACAAUAAGACCAGCAGAUCGGAUGAUUGUGAGGAAAUUCCUAAGAGAAGAAGUAGUGACUCUGCUGGCUGUGUUCCUGAUGAUACCAAAGGCAAUUUGCUGUUGAAGAGACACUCUUACUCAUGCUUGAAGGGAAAGUUCCAGGACCAAGGGAAAGAUCCAGCCAGAGAAGAAGGAGCAGGUCUUUCAGAGUUUCAGAACUUGAGCAAUGAUUUGAUCAACUCCAACUGGGUGUCAGAGGCCGACAACGGCCAAAGUGAACAAGUAGGAGCAGAGAAGGUGUUUUCCAAAAUGAGAUAUGGUUGGCAAUACUUAGCAAAAGUCAAGAACCAAAUGCCCAAACCAGCAAGAGCAGAAGAGUCAGAACUUUCCAGGGAUCAGUCUCCUGACUUACAGAGCGGUAUUGAUCACCUCAGCUCCAAACAGGAUCCAGAAGCCAUCAAUGAUCCAAUAAGACACCAUAAAGAUCCAAAAGCAGAGACGGUGUCUGCUAGCAGAAGCUAUGCUUGGGAGUGCCUUACCAAAGUAAAGAACCAAACACUUUACUCAUGGAGGGCAGAGGAAUCUGAGCUUUCCAAAGAUCUGACAACACAGCCGCAGAUCUCUGGUAAUCAUCCCAGUCAGGGUUCAAACGAGGCCACCGUCGGUCAAACGAAACAAGAAACGGAAGCUGGGAAGGUGUUGGCCAGCAGGAACUACGCUUUGGGGUUCUUCACCGAAAAGCUUUCUGAAGUGUACAAAGAUGCUGAGAGACGACUUCAGGGCACAUGUGAUGUCAUCCGAAACGUUGGAGUAGGCGAAAUGAAGGUUGUCCUUUCUCAGUAUGUGACCAUGAUGUCCAAAGAGCUGCCGCUUGUUCAGCGAACACAAGUUCCGCCAGUUCCAGAACUUGGCAGCCUCUCAGAAAACAAAGUCCGCUUGGUGGAUCUGUCUGGGGAUUGCACCCUCGGUACCCCUCGGGACUGUGGCAUGCCUGUGACCCCGACCAUCUUUGGAUGGCCCGAGGGGUCUGUGUCCUCAGUCAGAGACACGAGUCCUGAGGUGUUUCAUCAGGGGCUGGUCAAGUUGCCACCAGCUUUGUCUCAGCUAAAGACACUUUCAUUCCAUCAAAUCAAGGAAAAACUGGAAUCUCUGUCUUCUCAAAAGAAAUUUGGAAAGCUUCUGAAUGCAUUCUGGCUGAACGCAGCCAACAGGAAGCAACCUGCUCCAAAACCUGCCUGCUUGCUUUUGUCAGAAAAAGAUAUGUCGGUGAUUUCAGCUUGCACUAAUUCUGAGGAUAAUUUGACCAUCUUUCAUCAUUUUGACCUCUUGGACAUCCAGGAAGUCCAGAUCAGUUUGGCAGGUCAACAUGUCCGUGUUAUCGGCUGCAGUGAAGACACAGUUUUAGCCGUCUUCACUCACAGCAAAGAGCUCACCCAGGAGUUCUGCAAGGCUUUACUGAAGGUCCGCUGUCCGGACAGGUUUUCCGAAGGUCACCCGUUGCUCUCCGAUGACCUCAUGGCCCUCUCCCUGGACUGGACAUCAAAUGUCCCUGACAUUGUCCUGGACUGCGGCUUUUACAUCACCUCCAGGUUCAAGCGGGUCCUCGCAGACCUGCUCUACAUCGUCCAUGGAAACAUGCACGGUCCUAGGAAACCAUCCCUGGCUAAUAUUUGUCCUCUGCUCUACACCAGCAUCAAGGUCAAGAACUCCACCCACUUCCUUCAGGACGCCAUCUUCCAGUGCCUUCUCACAGACACUCAUGUAGCUCUUCUCCAGGAGGACGGAGUUUUUCAUCCGGUCCCACGGGGGUCCAGUUUUGUCCCGACCCAGCCCCAGUUUCAGAGACUGAAACUUUGCAAGCGUUCAGACAUCAGAUGCCUGGUUGUGAGGAGGAAAGACAACUGCCUGACCGUAGACGUCAUCUUUAAAAGUCCAAAACAACAAACUCAGAGACAGAAGGUGGAGUUGAGGCGGGGUUCAGCGGAGGUGCCUUCCACCACUGCUGCAUCGGAUUUCUGGAAAUUAACGUUUGGUUCGUCCUCAGAGGCGCGACUCUUUAUAAAUCAUUUGUGUGUCUGAGGACGGACGUCUCUGCAGCCUGGUCACCUAGUCCACGCUUUGAUGUCCUGUAAUGGCCAUGAAGGAUUUUUAGAUCAUUUUUAAACUUUUCAUGUGUACAAUUUGGAUACUUUCUUAUAAAGACUGGGAUGUCAAAUGUAGCUCACCCAGCUAAUAAAUUUGUUAAAUUUAAAUAGUAAAUAAUUUGUGUUUUAUGAAGUUAUUUAGAGUCCAGAAUCUUGUUUAUAAAGGGAACAUUUUGAUUACAUUAAAUUUAGUCAGAGGUCAGCCAUGGAAAAUGGUUGCGGGUUUAACCAGAUUAAAGUUGUCAAGCUUUAUUUUUUACAUUGAGUACAUCUUAAAUAUGUCGACAAACAAUAAAAAAAUCAAACUUCA
Molecule: messenger RNA, 6529 nt
Organism: Melanotaenia boesemani (Boeseman's rainbowfish)
Lineage: Eukaryota; Metazoa; Chordata; Actinopteri; Atheriniformes; Melanotaeniidae
Gene: kif16ba
Product: kinesin family member 16Ba
Exons: 25
Coding region: 344-6154 (1936 amino acids)
Biological process (GO): microtubule-based movement
Molecular function (GO): microtubule binding; microtubule motor activity; ATP binding
Source: RefSeq, a predicted model, not a curated record